This is a messenger RNA of Symbiodinium sp. CCMP2456, 2232 nucleotides long. Lineage: Eukaryota; Dinophyceae; Suessiales; Symbiodiniaceae. The record is from the annotation of a GenBank genome assembly.
AUGGAGGUUUUGCUCAAAGACACCAAAGGUGUGUCACCCGAGACUAUCAUCUCCAUCAGAGCAGGCUCCACACGUCGCCAGGUGCCAGUGUCUCUGGCAGACAAGCCAUUCAAGUUCCCAUGUCAGCUGUCGGAGUGUGGUGCCAUCAAGGUCGACUUCAUGACUGUCACGGCAUCGGCACGGGCCAUUCUCCGACCCGAAGGCGAGCAGGAUGUCCAACUGAAAAUGGUCAAGAAAAGCUCUUCUGAGGAGGCUGUGCCUGCUGAAGAGGCAGAGGUCUCCUUGUUGGUGCGAAGCUCAUCAGGAGAGGGGGCUUCAACAGCAGUGUCUCCGGAGGAACGUGCUGCAAAGAAGCGAGGUUUGGCAAGUGCAACAGAAGAGUAUCUUUCAAAGCAUGGGGUGCUCACCUUCAUUCAGGGUGUGCUGCAAGGUGUCAUCCGAGACAGGCCCGAAGAUCCCUACAAGUACGUUGCAGAUCAGUUUGCCUCGGCCUCUGUCUCGAAGAAGGCUCCGACCUUGGAGGAGAUGCGACAGACAGCCCGAGAUGCGCUGCUACAGGGGGCAAAAUCCGGCAAGCUGCUGGAGGUCCUUCGCGAGAGCACUCCCAAAGCCUCCAGCCCGAAGGCAGAUGGAGCGGAGGUGGAGGCUUCUGUUGAUGAGCUGCGGCAGCUAGCCAGGGAUGCCUUAUUGAGAGGUGCGCAGUCGGGCAAACUCUUUGAUGUGCUGGCUGAGAGCAGCGCCAAGAAAGAGCAAGCGAACAAGAAAGCGGACGAAGAUGUAGACAAGUUGCGGCUUCAGGCUCGCGACUUGCUAUUGGAAGGCGCUCAGAACGGAAAGUUGUUGGAGGUCCUGCAAGGCACUCCUCCUCAACAGGAGUCAGCCGAGUCAUCAAACGACGUGGACAAAUUGCGCCAGCAGGAGGGAGCAAAGUCCGGCAAACUGUUUGACGUGCUGGCCCAGACACCUAAGCAAGCAGUCAGGGAGGAUGAGGCAGCCGAGAUAGAUGCACUGCGACAGCAGGCGCGUGACUUGCUGCUGGAAGGUGCUCAGAGCGGAAAGUUGUUGGAGGUCUUGCAAGGCACUCCUCUACAGGAGUCAGCUGAGUCAUCAGACGACGUGGACAAGUUGCGCCAGCAAGCGCGUGAAGCACUUCUGGAGGGAGCAAAGUCCGGCAAAUUGUUUGAUGUGCUGGCAUCAAAGCAGGCACAGGAGGAUGCUGCAGAAGAAGGCAGCAAGCCAGAAGGUAAAGAGACCGAGGGGGCCGAGAUAGAUGCACUCCGCCAGCAGGCGCGCGACUUGUUGUUGGAAGGUGCUCAGAGCGGAAAGUUGUUGGAGGUCUUGCAAGGCACUCCUCUACAGGAGUCAGCCGAGUCAUCAGACUCAUCAGACGACGUGGACAAGUUGCGCCAGCAAGCGCGUGAAGCACUUCUGGAGGGAGCAAAGUCCGGCAAACUGUUCGAGGUUUUAUCUACGAAUAGUGACCAGACCGAGCAAUUAACAUCGCAGCCAGCCAACAAGCCGUCUUCAGAGGACGACAUGGACGACUUGCGCAGGCAGGCCCGUGAAGCCCUUCUGCUUGGUGCACAGUCUGGAAAGCUGAUGGAACUGCUGGCCAAGAACAGCGAGCAGAAAGCAGCGAGCAAGAGGGGCAGUGGGAUCGGGAGCACGAAUCCGGAUGAACUGGAAUUGCUUCGGCAGCAAGCGCGAGAGGCCCUAAUCCAGGGCGCCCAGAGUGGAAGGCUGCUAGAGGUCCUGGCGAAGCCGGAUGAGGCAGACGAGAUGUUCCAGCUCAAGAAGAAGUUAUGCGAGGCAAUUGCAGGAAGCAUGGAGACGGGAGAGCUGACAGAAGCUUUGAGGGAAGCCCGCGACUUGCGGACACAAGAGAUCGGUGACGCCUUACGGGACGGCGCCGAAUCUGGAAAGAUCCUUGAGGUUCUUGCAGAGAAGGUGGCCGGAACGGGUGGAGAGGAUGCGAAGCCGUUGGAAAUGACGCAGAAGCCUGAGGAGGUGGCCCAGAAGCUCUUGGAGACCUCAGAGGCGCUGAAGGCGACCCCAGAGGCGGAGAGGGCGACAGCGGUGGACUUGGCUCUCCAGCUAAAGCUUCUGCAGGACCAGAAGAGGACGAUGGCUGCAGAGAAAGAGUGCUUGGAAGACCUUUUAAAGGAGCUCGAGCUGAAGAACAGCGUGCUUCGAAGCAGGAGCAGGAGUUCUUCAAAGGAAGAGGCUGCUUAA